Molecule: messenger RNA, 9090 nt
Organism: Closterium sp. NIES-65
Lineage: Eukaryota; Viridiplantae; Streptophyta; Zygnematophyceae; Desmidiales; Closteriaceae
Source: the annotation of a GenBank genome assembly
AUGGCGUGGUGCGUAGUGCGUGGGUCUCCCGCUUUCCAUCACCCCGCCCCAUUCUCCCGCUUUCCAGCACCCUGCCCCAUUCUCCCACUUUCCAUCACCCCACCCAAUUCUCCAGCUUUCCAUAACCCCGCCCCAUUCUCCCGCUUUCCAUCACCUCGCCCCAUUCUCCCGCUUUCCAUCACCACACCCCAUUCUCCCUCCUUCCAUCACCCCGCCCCAUUCUCCCUCCUUCCAUCACCCCGCCCCAUUCUCCCGCUUUCCAUCACCCCGCCCCAUUCUCCCGCUUUCCAGCCCCCUGCCCCAUUCUCCCGCUUUCCAUCACCCUGCCCCAUUCUCCCGCUUUCCAGCACCCCGCCCCAUUCUCCCGCUUUCCAUCACCCCGCCCCAUUUUCCCGCUUUCCAGCACCCAGCCCCAUUCUCCCGCUUUCCAUCACCCUGCCCGCUUCUCCCGCUUUCCAUCACCCCGCCCCAUUCUCCCGCAUUCCAUCACCCCGGCCCAUUCUCCCACUUUCCAUCACCCCGCCCCAUUUCUCCCUCUUUCCAUCACCACGCCCCAUUCUUCCCCUUUCCAUCACGCGCCCCAUUCUCCCGCUUUCCAUCACCCCAUCCCAUUCUCCCGCUUUCCAUCAACCCACCCAUUCUCCCUCUUUCCAUCACCCCGUGCCAUUCUCCCUCUUUCCAUCACCCCGCCCCAUUCUCCCGCUUUCCAUCACCCCGCCCCAUUCUCCCUCUUUCCAUCACCCCGCCCCAUUCUCCCUCUUUUCAUUACCCCGCCUGAUUCUCCCGCUUUCCAUCACCCCACCCCAUUCUCCUGCUUUCCAUCACCCCGCCCCAUUUCUCCCUCUUUCCAUCACCCCACCCCAUUCUUCCGCUUUCCGUCACGCGCCCCAUUCUCCCGCUUUCCAUCACCCCGCCCCAUUCUCCCGCUUUCCAUCACCCCGCCCAUUCUCCCUCUUUCCAUCACCCCGCCCCAUUCUCCCUCUUUUCAUUACCCCGCCUGAUUCUCCCGCUUUCCAUCACCCCGCCCCAUUCUCCCGCUUUCCAUCACCCCGCCCCAUUUCUCCCUCUUUCCAUCACCCCACCCCAUUCUUCCGCUUUCCGUCACGCGCCCCAUUCUCCCGCUUUCCAUCACCCCGCCCCAUUCUCCCGCUUUCCAUCAACCCGCCCAUUCUCCCUCUUUCCAUCACCCCGCCCCAUUCUCCCUCUUUCCAUCACCCGCGCCAUUCUACCUCUUUCCAUCACCCCGCACCAUUCUCCUGCUUUCCCUCACCCCGCCCCAUUCUCUCUCUUUCCAUCACCCCGCCCCAUUCUCCCUCUUUUCAUCACCCCGCCCCAUUCUCCCUUUUUCCAUCACCCCGCCCCAUACCCCCGCUUUGCAUCACCCCGCCCCAUUCUCCCGCUUUCCAGCACCCCGCCCCGUUCUCAAGCUUUCCAUCAUCCCACCUCAUUCUCCCGCUUUCCAUCACCCCGCCCCAUUCUCCCGGCUCUCAUCACCCCGCCCCAUUUCUCCCUCUUUCCAUCACCCCGCCCCAUUCUUCCGCUUUCCAUCACGCGCCCCAUUCUCCCGCUUUCCAUCACCCCGACCAUUCUCCCGCUUUCCAUCACCCCGACCAUUCUCCCUCUUUCCAUCAUCCCGCCCCAUUCUCCCUCUUUCCAUCACCCUGUGCCUUCUCCCUCUUUCCAUCACCCCGCCCCAUUAUCCCUCUUUCCAUCAACCCGCCCCAUUCUCCCUCUUUCAAUCACCCCGCCCCAUUCUCUUUCUUUUCAUCACCCCGCCCGAUUCUCCCUCUUUCCAUCACCCCGCCCCAUUCUUCUGCUUUCCAUCACCCCGCCCCAUUUCUCCCUCUUUCCAUCACCCCGCCCCAUUUUUCCGCUUUCCAUCACGCGCCCCAUUCUCCCGCUUUCCAUCACUCGCCCCAUUCACCCGCUUUCCACACCCCGCCCAUUCUCCCUCUUUCCAUCACCCCGCCCCAUUCUCCCUCUUUCCAUCAACCCGCGCCAUUCUCCCUAUUUCCAACACCCUACCCCAUUCUCCCGCUUUCCCUCACCCGCCCCAUUCUCUCUCUUUCCAUCACCCUGCCCCAUUCUCCCUCUUCUCAUCACCCUGCCCCAUUCUCUCUCUUUCCAUCACCCCGUCCCAUUCUCCCGCUUUCCAUCACCCCGCCCCAUUCUCCCUCUUUUCAUCACCCCUCCCGAUUCUCCCGCUUUCCAUCACCCCGCCCCAUUCUCCCGCUUUCCAUCACCCGCCCCAUUCUCCUGCUUUCCAUCACCCCGCCCCAUUUCUCCCUCUUUCCAUCACCCCGCCCCAUUCUUCCACUUUCCAUCACGCGCCCCAUUCUCCCGCUUUCCAUCACCCCGCCCCAUUCUCCCACUUUCCAUCACCCUGCCCCAUUCUCCCGCUUUCUAUCACGCCACCCCAUUCUCCUGCUUUCCAUCACCCCGCCCCAUUCUCCCACUUUCCAUCACCCCGCCCCAGUCUCCCCAUUCUCCCGCUUUCCAUCACCCCCUUUCCAUCACCCCGCCCUAUUCUCCCACUUUCCAUCACCCCGCCCCAUUCUCCCACUUUCCAGCACCCCUCCCCAUACUCCCGCUUUCCAUCACCCCGCCCCGAUCUCCCGCUUUCCAUCACCCCGCCCCAUUCUCCCGCUUUCCAGCACCCCGCCUCAUUCUCACGCUUUCCAUCACCCCGCCCCAUUCUCCCGCUUUCCAUCACCCUGCCCGCUUCUCCCGCUUUCCAUCAGCUUGCCCCAUUCUCCCGCAUUCCAUCACCCCGGCCCAUUCUCCCACUUUUCAUCACCCCGCCCCAUUUCUCCCUCUUUCCAUCACCCCGCCCCAUUCUUCCGCUUUCCAUCACGCGCCCCAUUCUCCCGCUUUCCAUCACCCCACCCCAUUCUCCCGCUUUCCAUCACCCCGCCCAUUCUCCCUCUUUCCAUCACCCUGCCCCAUUCUCCCUCUUUCCAUCACCCCGCCCCAUUCUCCCUCUUUUCAUCACCCCGUCUGAUUCUCCCGCUUUCCGUCACCCCGCCCCAUUCUCCCACUUUCCAUCACCCCGCCCCAUUUCUCCCUCUUUCCAUCACCCCGCCCCAUUCUUCCGCUUUCCAUCACGCGCCCCAUUCUCCCGCUUUCCAUCACCCCGCCCCAUUCUCCCGCUUUCCAUCACCCCGCCCAUUCUCCCUCUUUCCAUCACCCAGCCCCAUUCUCCCUCUUUCCAUCACCCCGCGCCAUUCUACCUCUUUCCAUCACCCCGCACCAUUCUCCUGCUUUCCCUCACCCCGCCCCAUUCUCUCUAUUUCUAUCACCCCACCCCAUUCUCCCUCUUUUUAUCACCCCGCCCCAUUCUCCCUCUUUUUAUCACCCCGCCCCAUUCUCUCUAUUUCCAUCACCCUGCCCCAUUCUCCCGCUUUCCAUCACCCCGCCCCAUUCUCCCGCUUUCCAUUACCCCACCCCAUUCUCCCGUUUUCCAGUACCCCGCCCCGUUCUCCCACUUUCCAUCACCCCACCCCAUUCUCCCGCUUUCCAUCACCCCGCCCCAUUCUCCCAGCUUUCAUCACCCCGCCCCAUUUCUCCCUCUUUCCAUCACCCCGCACCACUCUUCCGCUUUCCAUCACGCGCCCCAUUCUCCCGCUUUCCAUCACCCCACCCCAUUCUCCCGCUUUCCAUCACCCUGACUAUUCUCCCUCUUUCCAUCAUCUCGCCCCAUUCUCCCUCUUUCCAUCACCCUGUGCCUUCUCCCUCUUUCCAUCACCCCGCCCCAUUAUCCCAAUUUCCAUCAACCCGCCCCAUUCUCCCUCUUUCAAUCACCCCGCUCCAUUCUCUUUCUUUUUAUCACCCCGCCCGAUUCUCCCUCUUUCCAUCACCCCGCCCCAUUCUCCCGCUUUCCAUCACCCCGCCCCAUUCUCCCUCCUUCCAUCACCCCACCCCAUUCUCCCGCUUUCCGUCACCCUGCCCCAUUGUCCCUCCUUCCAUCACCCCGCCCCAGUCUCCCUCCUUCCAUCACCCCGCCCCAUUCUCCCGCUUUCCAUCACCCCGCCCAAUUCUUCCGCUUUCCAUCACCCCUGCCUAUUCUCCCGCUUUCCAUCACCCCUGCCUAUUCUCCCUCUUUCCAUCACGCCGCCCUAUUCUCCUUCCUUCCAUCACACCGCCCCAUUCUCCCGCUUUCCAUCACCCCGCCCUAUUCUCCCGCUUUCCAUCACCCCGACCAAUUCUCCUGCUUUCCAUCACCCCUCCCCAUUCUCCCUCGUUCCAUCACCCUGCCCCAUUCUCCCUAAUUCCAUCACCCUGCCCCAUUCUCCCACUUUCAAUCACCCCGCCCCGUUCUCCCGCUUUCCAUCACCCCGCCCCGUUCUCCCACUUUCAAUCACCCCGCCCCAUUCUCCCGCUUUACAUCACCCCGCCCAGUUCUUCCGCUUUCCAUCACCCCGCCCCAUUCUCUCUCUUUCCAUCACGCCGCCCCAUUCUCCUUCCUUCCAUCACCCCGCCUUAUUCUCCCGCCUUCCAUCACCCCACCCAAUUCUUCCGCUUUCCAUCACCCCUGCCUAUUCUCCCGCUUUCCAUCACCCCUGCCUAUUCUCCCUCUUUCCAUCACGCCGCCCUAUUCUCCUUCCUUCCAUCACACCGCCCCAUUCUCCCGCUUUCCAUCACCCCGCCCUAUUCUCCCGCUUUCCAUCACCCCGACCAAUUCUCCUGCUUUCCAUCACCCCUCCCCAUUCUCCCUCGUUCCAUCACCCUGCCCCAUUCUCCCUAAUUCCAUCACCCUGCCCCAUUCUCCCACUUUCAAUCACCCCGCCCCGUUCUCCCGCUUUCCAUCACCCCGCCCCAUUCUCCCACUUUCAAUCACCCCGCCUCAUUCUCCCGCUUUCCAUCACCCCGCCCAGUUCUUCCGCUCUCCAUCACCCCGCCCCAUUCUUUCUCUUUCCAUCACGCCGCCCCAUUCUCCUUCCUUCCAUCACCCCGCCUUAUUCUCCCGCUUUCCAUCACCCCGCCCUAUUCUCCCGCUUUCAAUCACCCCGACCAAUUCUCCUGCUUUCCAUCACCCCUCCCCAUUCUCCCUCCUUCCAUCACCCCGCCCCAUUCUCCCUCCUUCCAUCACCCCGCCCCAUUAACCCACUUUCCAUCACCCUGCCCCAUACUCCCACUUUCCAACACUCCGCCCCAUUUUCCCGCUUUCCAUCACCUCGCCCAUUCUCCUGCUUUCCUUCACCCCGCCCCAUUCUCCCGCUUUCCAUCACCUCGCCCCAUUCUCCCGCAUUCCAUCACCCCGCCCCAUUUUCCCGCUUUCCAUCACCCCGCCCCAUUCUCCCGCUUUCCAUCACCACACCCCAUUCUCCUGCUUUCCAUCACGCCGCCCCAUUCUCCCGCUUUCCAUCACCCCGCCCCAUUCUCCCGCUAUCCAUCAUCCCGCCCCAUUCUCUUGCUUUCCAUCACCGUGCCCCAUUCAUCGGCUUUCCAUCACCCCGCCCCAUUGUCCCUCCUUCAAUCACCCCGCCCCAUUCUCCCGAUUUCCAUCACCCUGCCCCAUUCCCCAGCUUUUCAUCACCCCGCCCCACUCUCCCGCUUUCCAUCACCCCGCCCCAUUCUCCUGCUUUCCAUCACCCCGACCCAUUCUCCCGCUUUCCAUCACCCCUCCCCAUUCUCCUUCCUUCCAUCACCCUGCCCCAUUCUCCCUCCUUCCAUCACCCCUCCCCAUUCUCCCGCUUUCAAUCACCCCGCCCCAUUCUCCCGCUUUCCAUCACCCCGCCCCAUUCUCCCGCUUUCCACCACCCCGCCCCAUUCUCCCGCUUUCCAUCACCCCGCCCCAUUCUCCCUCCUUCCAUCACCCCGCCCCAUUCUCCCGCUUUCCAUCACACCGCCCCAUCCUCCCUCCUUCCAUCAUCCCGCCCCAUCCUCCCGCUUUCCAUCACCCCACCCCAUCCUCCCGCUUUCCAUCACCCCGCCCCAUUCUCCUUCUUUCAAUCACCCCGCCCCAUUCUCUCUCCUUCCAUCACCCCGGCCCAUUCUCCCGCUUUCCAUCACCCCGCCCCAUUCUCCCGCUUUCCAUCACCCCGCCCCAUCCUCCCGAUUUCCAUCACCCCGCCCCAUUCUCCCGCUUUCCAUCACCUCACCCCAUCCUCCCACUUUCCAUCACCCCGCCCCAUUCUCCCGCUUUCCAUCACCUCACCCCAUCCUCCCACUUUCCAUCACCCCGCACCAUUCCCCAACUUUUCAUCACCCCGCCCCAUAGUCCCGCUUUCCAUCACCCCGCCCCAUUUUCCUGCUUUCCAUCACCCCGACCCAUUCUCCCGCUUUCCAUCACCCCGCCCCAUUCUCCCUCCUUCCAUCACCCCGCCCCAUUUUCCUGCUUUCCAUCACCCCGCCCCAUUCUCCCGCUUUCCAUCACCCCGCCCUAUUCUCCCGCUUUCCAUCACCCCACCCCAUUCUCCCGCUUUCCAUCACCCCGCCCCAUCCUCCCGCUUUCCAUCACCCCGCCCCAUUCUCCCGAUUUCCAUCACCCCGCCCCAUUCUCCAGCUUUCCAUCACAACGACCCAUUCUCCCGCUUUUCAUCACCCCGCCCCAUUCUCCCUCUUUCCAUCAUUCCGCCCCAUUCUCCCGCGUUCCAUCACCCCGCCCCAUUCUCCCGCUUUCCAUCACCCCGCCCCAUCCUCCCGCUUUCCAUCACCCCGCCCCAUUCUCCCGCUUUCCAUCACCACGCCCCAUUCUCCCGCUUUCAAUCACCCCGCCCCGUUCUCCCGCUUUCCAUCACCCCGCCCCAUUCUCCCGCUUUCCAUCACCCCGCCCCAUUCUCCCGCUUUCCAUCACCCCUUCCCAUUCUCCCGCUUUCCAUCACCCCUUCCCAUUCUCCCGCUUUCCAUCACCCCGCCCCAUUCUCCCGUUUUCCAUCACCCCGCCCCAUUCUUCCGCUUUCCAUCACCCUGCCCCAUUCUCCCGCUUUCCAUCACCCAGCCCCAUUCUCCCGCUUUCCAUCACCCCGCCUAAUUCUCCCUCCUUCCAUCACCCUGCCCCAUUCUCCUGCUUUCCAUCACCCUGCCCCAUUCUCCCUCCUUCCAUCACCCCGCCCCAGUCUCCCUCCUUCCAUCACACCGCCCCAUUCUCCCGCUUUCCAUCACCCCGCCCCAUUCUUCCGCUUUCCAUCACCCCGCCCCGUUCUCCCGCUUUCCAUCACCCUGCCCCAUUCUCCCUCUUUCCAUCACUUCGCCCCAUUCUCCUUCCUUCCAUCACCCUGCCCCAUUCUCCCGCUUUCCAUCACCCCGCCCUAUUCUCCCGCUUUCCAUCACCCCGACCCAUUUUCCCGCUUUCCAUCACCCAUCCCCAUUCUCCCUCCUUCCAUCACCCCGCCCCAUAGUCCCGCUUUCCAUCACCCCGCCCCAUUCUCCCACUUUCAACCACCUCGCCCCGCUCUCCCGUUUUCCAUCACCCCGCCCCAUUCUCCCGCUUUCCAUCAACCCGCCCCAUUCUCCCGCUUUCCAUCACCCCGCCCCAUUCUCCCGCUUUCCAUCACCCCGCCCCAUUCUCCUGCUUUCCAUCACCCCGCCCCAUUCUCCCUCCUUCAAUCACCCCGUCCCAUUCUCCCGCUUUCAAUCACCCCGCCCCAUUCUCCUGCUUUCCAUCACCCCGCCCCAUUCUCCCGCUGUCCAUCACCCCGCCCCAUUCUCCCGCUUUCCAUCACCCCGCCCCAUUCUCCCUCCUUCCAUCACCCCGCCCCAUUCUCCUGCUUUCCAUCACCCCGCCCCAUUCUCCCGCUUUCCAUCACCCCGCCCCAUUCUCCCGCUUUCCAUCACCCCGGCCCAUUCUCACGCUUUCCAUCACCCCGCCCCAUUCUCCCGCUUUCCAUCACCCCGCCCCAUCCUCCCGCUUUCCACCACCCCGCCCCAUUCUCCCGCUUUCCAUCACCCCGCCCCAUUCUCCCGUUUUCCAUCACCCCGCCCCAUCCUCCCGCUUUCCAUCACCCCGCCCCAUUCUCCCGCUUUCCAUCACCCCGCCCCAUUCUCCCGCUUUCCAUCACCCCACCCCAUCCUCCCUCCUUCCAUCAUCCCGCCCCAUUCUCCCGCUUUCCAUCACCCCCCCCAUCCUCCUGCUUUCCAUCACCCCGCCCAAUUCUCCCGCUUUCCAUCACCCCGCCCCAUUCUCCUGCUUUCCAUCACCCCGCCCCAAUCUCCCGCUUUCUAUCACCCCACCCCAUUCUCCCGCUUUCCAUCACCCCGCCCCAUUCUCUUGCUUUUCAUCACCCCGCCCCAUGCUCCCGUUUUCCAUCACCCCGCCCCAUUCUCCCGCUUUCCAUCACCCAGCCCCAUUCUCCCACUUUUCAUCACCCCGCCCCAUUCUCCCGCUUUCCAUCACCCCGCCCCAUUCUCUCGCUUUCAAUCACCCCGUCCCAUUCUCCCGCUUUCCAUCACCCCGCCCCAUUCUCCCGCUUUCCAUCACCCAGCCCGAUUCUCUCGCUUUCCAUCACCCCGCCCCAUUCUCCCUCUUUCCAUUACUCCGCCCCAUUCUCCCACUUUCCAUCACCCCGCCACAUUCUCCUGCUUUCCAUCACCCCGCCCCAUUCUCCCGCUUUCCAUCACCCCGCCCCAUUCUCGUGCUUUCCAUCACCGCGCCCCAUUCUCCCGCUUUUGAUCACCCCGCCCCAUUCUCCCUCUUUCCAUCACCCCGCCCCAUUCUCCCUCUUUCCAUCACCCCGCCCCAUUCUCCCUCUUUCCAUCACCCCGCCACAUUCUCCCGCUUUCCAUCACCCCGCCCUAUUCUCCCGCUUUCCAGCACCCCGCCACAUUCUCCCGCUUUCCAUCACCCUGCCCCAUUCUCCCGCUUUUCAACACCCCGCCCCAUUCUCCCUCUUUCCAUCACCCCGCCUCAUUCUCCCGCUUUCCAUCACCCCGCCCCAUUCUCCCGCUGUCAAUCACCGCGCCCCAUUCUCCUGCUUUCCAGCACCCCGCCCCAUUCUCCCUCUUUCCAUCACCCCGCCCCAUUCUCUCUCUUUCCAUCACCCCGCCCCAUUCUCCUGCUCUCUAUCACCCCGCCCCAUUCUCCCGCUUUCCAUCGCCCCGCCCCAUUCUCCCUCUUUCCAUCACCUCGCCCCAUUCUCCCUCUUUCCAUAA